Messenger RNA from Phaethon lepturus (White-tailed tropicbird), 1183 nucleotides. RefSeq names its product chromosome unknown open reading frame, human C17orf70 (gene FAAP100). NCBI's taxonomy places the organism in Eukaryota, Metazoa, Chordata, Aves, Phaethontiformes, Phaethontidae. Gene Ontology annotation, cellular component: nucleoplasm; Fanconi anaemia nuclear complex. Gene Ontology annotation, biological process: interstrand cross-link repair. The record is from RefSeq and is a predicted model, not a curated record.
AGUGAGGGGGGGCUACCGCCUGCCGAGGCCGGCCGGAGGAUUAAGGAGCUGCUGUCCGGGAUAGGCAACACCUCGGAGAGAGUUUCCUUCCUGAAGAAGGCAGUGGACCAGAAGAACCGAGCCCUGGCCAGCCUGAACCAGGUGAUGAAUGUGAGCGCAGCUUUGCUGUCCAGCCAAGAAGGGCAGAAGCCCAUUGCUUGCACUGUCACUGCCAACUGGAGCUGCCUCCUGCUCCAAGACACCGUCACCAUCUCCUGUUUGCUGGAGAACUGCAGCGAGUACAGCCUGGAGGAGGGCUGGACCCUCUGUGUCCAGCUCCUGGCCAGCCCCUGUGCCUUAGAGGAGGAGUCUGUGGAUUCGGCCACCACCUUCACCUUCCCCAUUGACCAGCUCCUCCCCGGGAACAAGAGAGAGCUGACGCUGCCCCUCGGCUCCUGCAAAAAAAAAGCUGCAGACACCAAGCUGGACCUGCCUCUGACCAUCUCCUGUGCCCUCUACUACAGUUUACGGGAUAUUUUGGGCAGCGGCUCUGACUCCUCUGAGGCCCUGGACGACCUCCUGCCGGAUGACUCACCCAUCCUCUCCCCGGACAGAGAGGGGAUCUGCCUGCCCCUCAGCGAAUGCACCAUUGACAUGCUCCAGUGCCUCCGUUUCGAGAGCAGCCCCCCUGGGCCAGAUGCCUCCUCGCAGGCAGCUGCCCCCCCUGCGCCCCCAAACCCUGUGGAGACCUUCCUCAAAGUAUCCCGGGAGCAGGCUGAACCCGAGGGGGUGAAAGCUGGCGAGCUGCCGCAUGCCCCGGGAGAGGGAGACCUGCCCCCCUCGGCGGCAUCCAUCAGGGUAUCCUCGGAGCUGCUGAAAAACGCACUGAAAACCUCCGGCUCAGAUGUCCCGCUGAGCUGUGCCACGCUGCGCUGGCUGCUGGCUGAGAACGCCGGGGCUGAGGCACUGAGCAGCGGGGAAGUGGCAUCGGUGCGUGGUGCAGCGCCGGACGGAGGCGAAGUGCAGCUGCUUGUCCGAGAGGUGGCCAUGAACGACCUCAGCCCGGCGGGCCCCAUACAGGCUGUGGAGAUCCUGAUGGAGAGCCCGUCUCUGGCCCACAUGUGCAGGACGCACCACGCCGUCAUCCGGCGCAUCCAGGUACGCUCGGCCACUGCCACGGGGCCGUGCCACGGGGGGACCCUAA